Hemibagrus wyckioides is the source of this 4073-nucleotide messenger RNA. RefSeq names its product KH homology domain-containing protein 4-like. Gene Ontology annotation, cellular component: nucleus. NCBI's taxonomy places the organism in Eukaryota, Metazoa, Chordata, Actinopteri, Siluriformes, Bagridae. Bases 160 to 1797 code for a protein of 545 amino acids. The record is from RefSeq and is a predicted model, not a curated record. Gene Ontology annotation, molecular function: RNA binding. The transcript has 14 exons.
GCGCAUGCGCAGUGAAACAGGCCUAACCAGCAGAAGCGCUAACUCUGAGGAAACAGUCGCUGAACAGACUAGUAACUUUUCUUUACUAUUUUUUAUCAAAUAAAACUUUAAAGGUUGAUCUGUUUUAUUUUUUGUUUUAAAGGCAAAAUUAAAUGCAAGAUGGCAUCGGGGACGCCAUGCCUGAACAGUCGCUGGGAUCAGCCCAAGUCUAAAGCAGACCUACUGCAGGGGAUUAUUGGAAAUGUUUCCGCUAGCAACACAGUUACGGUGACCCCAAGUCCAGCUGGUACACCAGGGGCAGGUUCUCCGUCCUCGUCUGCCCCAGCACAGGGAGGAGUGGAGAUGGCCACCGCCAUGGCUGCUAAACUAAACGCCAUGUUGAUGGCUAAAGGAAAACUCAAACCGUUGCAGCCUUUACCUAGUAAGGCUCCUCCCUCUGCCCCUGUUCCUGUCAGCAGUGAGGAGAUUGUUGUCACAGAAGUGGAUAUUAAUGAUGUUCCUGUGAACUGUCGGAAUCUGCUCACCAAAAGCAAAACACAGGAGGAGAUUCGUCUGUACAGCGGCGCGCUGGUGUCCACUAAAGGCCUGUACCUGAGUGAUGCUGAGAAGUCCACCUACACAGGAGGAGAGCGUCCUCUGUAUCUGCAUGUUCAGGGGCGGAGCCAGGAUGAAGUCAACAAGGCUGUGAUGCGCAUCAAAGAAAUAAUCUCUGAGGAUGUGAUGCGAGCAUCAGGGGGUCAGCAGCCGGCUGUAAUGCCCCCGGUUCCUGUUUACCCCCAGCCCCCACGACCUUCUGUCCCCCCACAGCCACACCUCCCUACGCCACGCCCCCCCAACGCUCCUGUAACGCCCGCACACAGACCCCCUCCUCCUCACGCUGGGAGUUUUGUGCACACUAAGCUAUUUGUAGGAUUGGAGCAAUGCCUGCCGGACUUCCACGUGAACGAGAAGGUGGAGGGACCCAGCGGCUCGUACCUGCAGCACAUCCAGACGGAGACUGGGGCGCGGGUCUUCCUGCGGGGGAAGGGCUCAGGCUACAUCGAACAGGCUUCACGGAGAGAAUCGUUCGAACCCCUGUACCUCUACAUCAGCCACCCGAACUCUGCUGGCCUGGAAGCAGCCAAGAAGCUCUGUGAGAGCCUCCUAGAGACAGUGCGGGCUGAACAUGCACGUAUGGUAUCUGUGUACACAGCUACUGGUUCCACACAAGCGACAUACCCGUCUCACGGAUACUCGUCCUCCAGCAGCAGUAGUUACAGCAGCCAGUCGUGGUACGGCUACCCCAGUGUUUACCCAUCAUACCCAGGGACAGGAAGUUACUGGAGUCGAGCAGACACUUCAGGUUCAGACAGUGCACAGAUGGUGCAGUAUCCCAUGUGUCCUCGCCAAGCCACUUCAUUCAUACUGCAGGAUGAAGUCAAGACCUCGGACGCUGCUGCAAACGACUCGUCCAGCCCAAAAAGACGCUUCAUAGAGGAAAGUGAGGAGGAGGAAGGAGAAAAAGACUUAGCACAGGAACCUAAACCAGAAGGUCCAGUGGAAGAACCCGUGUCAAGUGCUGAUAAUGAGGUCAACAAUUCUGACCAAGUAUUGAUGCCUCCUCCACCUCUUCCUGUGGUGUCGCUCCCAGCACCCCUCAAGAGACCGAGACAAGAACCUGCUCACACACACACAGAUGAAGAGGAGGUGAAGAAGAUAAAGAUCUCCUCAGACUCUCUAGGUCUCGUCCCGUAUGGUGGAGACUCCUCGGAUGAGGAAGAGGAAAGAACUCGCAGUGGGAGAAAAAGCCAUUCUUAACCACACCCACACACACACCCACACACACACACCCACACACACCCACACACACACACACCCACACACCCACACCGUUCUCCCUAGUCACAUUAGCACCAUGUUAUCCCCAAGCCGUUGUUUAGGUGUGACCCCUGACUCCUCGAGUCUUUCUCUGAGCUGAAUUUUUCUGAGUUUGAAAAAUGUUGUAACUGUUCCUAUGGAAUAAAACCUCAACCUUGAAAUGUUUUUUUUUUUUUUUUUUUUUUGGCCUUCAAUUUGCUCACAUCUCUAUUUCUGGAUCUGGAACAUCAGCAUCAUUACACAACACGUUUUUGAGAACUGAUUUGGCGACCUGAAACUUCUGGAGGUGCUUUCUGAAUCUGCACAGCAGACCAUCGUGUCCUGCUGCUACUGCAUUGUGUGUAUUGAGUUAACCCACGAUACUGACUGCAUCUUCAGCAUGCGUUCAAAAGCUAGCUGAUUUUUGGGGCGUGUUUUUUUUUUUUUUUUUGUGGCACAGCUUCCUGUGAGGAGUCUUGACAUGGAAUGCUUGGCUUGGGUCAGUUCUUUGUAAGCAGCCAUACAGUUUACUUACGCUUCAUAUCGGUCAUAUUUCUGCGUUUGGUGUGGAGGAACUUGACUGGCCUGUACAGAGUCCUGACCUCAACUCCAUAGAACACCCUUGGGAUGAGUGGAGACUGUUAGUCUGACAAAGUUUUGGGACGUCUGCCUUUCCAUGCACUUGAAUGUAAUAUGGAGUUGUCCUGCUCUUUACAGCUAUAACAGCUUCAACUCUUCUGGGAAGGCUUUAGGAGUGUGUUUAUGGGAAUUUUUGACCGUUUCUCUAGAAGCACAUUUGUGAGGUCAGUCACUGAUGUUGGACGAGAAGGUCUGGUUCACAGCCUCCACUCUAAUUCAUCCCAAAGGUGUUCUAUGGAGUUGAGGUCAGGACUCUGUGCAGGACAGUCAAGUUCCUCCACACCAAACUCACUCAUCCAUGUCUUUAUGGACCUUGCUUUGGUCACUGGUGUGCAGUCAUGUUGGAACAGGAAGGGGUCAUCCCCAAAUUGACCAAUGAAAUUGUCCAAAAUGUCUUGGUAUGAAGCUGAAGCAUUAAGAGUUCCUUUCACUGGAACUGAGGGGCCGAACCCAACCCGAUUUGGAGGGGUGUCCCAAAACUUUAGGUUAUAUAGUAUACCUCCCUAAUUUACAACAAGGCAGAAAAAAAAAAAGAAUAGAAAACGUGCAGGUGCUGAAAACUUACUUACCCAAAACACCAGGAAUUUCUGGCUCUGCCUUCUUGAGGAAACGUAUGUCCUGUGGGAUAAAAAAAAUUCUCAAUUUUUGUGUCAAUCAUGAAUAUCUCCAGUAGAGGUCACACUUUUUCCCUUGUUUGUUUAGCCAAGCUUGAACUUGUACAGGUAGCUUUUCUGGAGAUACCUCUACAGCCAAGGAUCUGAACACGGCUCCUUCAGACACCAUGUCCAUGAUCUCACUCAGGACAAUCUGAUUAACAUCCUGUUCAACGAAUUUAACUCCACUGGUGAUCGAUUGUUAGCCCCCCUCCCUUUUUUAACCAGUUAAUAUCACAUCAAUCAUUUAUCCGGGUGUGUCAAGUUUCUAAUUGAAUCAUUAAUACAUGAUUGACACACAAUCUGACAAUUUUCUGUAAAAAUAUAUCAUCCUGAUGAUGUCACUGUGUUAGUACUGCACUCAUUUUGAUUAUUCAUGCCAGGGUUGGACCAUGCUAAACAGUCUGCCUUCUGGGGUCAUUUCUAUAUUUUCUACAGCCAUCUGGAUGUUCCAGUAGGAGUGUAAACAAGCUCCAGUUAGUCCAGAAUGCAGCAUCUAGAGUUCCUACAAGAGCCACAGAAAUUGACAUCACCCCUAACUUACCCACACUACAUGGAAGGAAGACUGUGAUGAAAACUUCAGCAAGGGGCGGAGCUUUUUCUUUUAUUCCUUACCACAUGCUAUCUUCAUUUGAAGGCCUUUAAUGUAAAACACAGUGGUAUAUUUUGUUUAUCAUAGUGCCCCAACCCACAGGAUUCCAUCAGGAAGCUUAUUUGCAAAGGUAAAUGUAGAGCUGCACUGGUUAACACUCUACACAACUCUCUACAUAAAGAACUUGGACUGUCACCUCUAUUGGGUUUAACCUUCAUAUUGUCUUCCUGUUGACCAUGCAACUUUUGUCCUCUUGGUUCAAUACUGACCUGUUCUGGUUUAACUGUUUUUAAAUCAUGAAAUGUAAAUUGACCCAAUUUUGUUACCCCUUUUAAUAAAUUUCAUUAAACUUA